Messenger RNA from Bradysia coprophila, 1195 nucleotides. RefSeq names its product phytanoyl-CoA dioxygenase, peroxisomal-like. The record is from RefSeq and is a predicted model, not a curated record. Gene Ontology annotation, molecular function: phytanoyl-CoA dioxygenase activity. Gene Ontology annotation, biological process: fatty acid alpha-oxidation. NCBI's taxonomy places the organism in Eukaryota, Metazoa, Arthropoda, Insecta, Diptera, Sciaridae.
CUGUGUUAUCGGACCGUGUUGAGAUAAACAAAAGUAUUUUUAAAAGCGAUUUAAGUGUAGCAGAUUGUAUUUGUACUAGCCAUUCAUUGUGGAGUCGCGUAUCGGUGCACAUAACAGUGGUAAAAUGUCCUCAACUGCAAAGAAAUUGGUGUACACUAGGGACUCUGGUCGGUUAACAUUCGAGCAACGAUGUUUCUACGAGAAAAAUGGCUACAUCGUCUUUCCGCGUUUGGUGCCGUUGGACUUACUCGAACGGUGCAGUAAACGGUUCGACGACAUUGCGUCUGGUGUCGUUGACAAAGGAACUAUGACGGUAAUGAGAGAUGUUUCCGACCGGAAAGCUGUAAACAAAAUACAGGACAUCACUCACGAUGACGUGCUACGUCAAUACAUCGAAUACAAUCCGAUGCUGGAUGUGGUUGAGGCUGUCACGGGGCCGAACAUAGUGGCUGUUCACAGCAUGCUCAUAGCAAAGCCACCAGAUUCUGGAACGAACAGCAGCAAACAUCCACCACACCAAGAUUUGUACUAUUUUCCGUUUCGUCCGGCGGAUCGAAUCGUAGCAUCUUGGACUGCCAUUGAACCCUGUGAUAUUCUCAAUGGGUGCCUCUUUGUAUCCCCAGGAUCGCAUUUGGCGGAGAAAUUGUAUCCUCACGAUUACCCAACGGGUGCAAAUAACAAAUUCUACCACGGCAUACAUGAACUUCCCAGUGGAAUCAAAUGGGUAAAUCUGGAAAUGGAACCGGGCGACACAGUAUUUUUCCAUCCUCUGUUAGUGCACGGAUCCGGAGUUAACGUAUCGAAUCGUACACGAAAAGCGAUAUCGUGUCACUAUGCAGCUGGUGAUUGUAACUACAUUGAUGUGACUGGUACGGUUCAAGACGCAAUCGCUAAGGAAAUAAAGGAAAUAGCCAGCAAACGCUAUUCGAUUGACAACAUCGACUAUACCGACAUUUGGCGUUUCAGAUCGUCCUGUGUCCGUGGAAUACGAUCAAAUUUAUAAUUUAUCCAUUUCCAACAACAUUAAAUCAACUUCUGGGAGACAAUAUCAGAUGGCACCCUGUCACUUACCAGCUAAGCGAACGCCGCGCCAUCUCUUAUCGUUUCUUUGUUUACAAGCUUUGCAUGAUUGACGUUUUUCUGGUUCUAGUGAUUUCUUUUAUCAAAAUAAAAAAAAUGAAUUCCUAAUGUGCCA